This is a messenger RNA of Cercospora beticola, 1914 nucleotides long. RefSeq names its product acyclic terpene utilization AtuA family protein. The record is from RefSeq and is a predicted model, not a curated record. Lineage: Eukaryota; Fungi; Ascomycota; Dothideomycetes; Mycosphaerellales; Mycosphaerellaceae.
AUGGCGGCAGAUUCAACCCGGCCCAUUCGCAUUGCUAGUGUCUCCGGCUCCGUAUCUGACCGCCGACAUGCUAUGCUCAUGUUUGCCAAGAAUCAUCCCAACGAUCCUGUUGACGUUAUCAUUGGGGACUUUAUGAGCGAGGCAAACAUGACUUCUAGAGGUGCCCUGAAAGCAGAGAGCGCUGCAAUUGCAGCAUCCGAGACUCGUGAUACCGAUCAACAUGUCACGAGCCUACUUUCAUCAGGUGCCACAGAUGCAUAUGAACCAACAUUUCUGGAAGCUCUGGCCCCAGCGCUCCCGUAUAUCGCCAAACACAAGAUCAAAGUUGCAGUCAAUGCUGGUGCUUCUGAUACGGAGAAGCUUCAUCAGGUCGUCAUGGAGAUGUGCAAAAAAGGGUCACACGAUCUGAAGGCGGCUUGGGUCAGUGGUGAUGAGGUAUUUCCAGCGAUUCAGCGAGCCCGCAAAAAUGGUUCCAGCAAGUUCGAGAAUGUUUGCACAGGAGAGGUACUGGAUGAGUGGAAGCAUAGACCAAUCUACGCACAGGCCUAUCUCGGAGGACUAGGAAUCGCAGCGGCUUUCGCAAAGGGUGCGGACAUUGUGGUUUGCGGCCGUGUUAGCGAUGCAUCUCCGGUAAUUGGUGCAGCAUACUGGUGGCAUGGCUGGACACGAGAUAUGCUUUCUGAACUUGCGAAUGCAUUUGUUGCGGGCCACAUGAUUGAGUGCAGCAACUACGUCGUUGGCGGAAACUUCACGGGGUUCAAGUCACUGGAAUUCAAGAACUGGAAAGACAUCGGUUACCCGAUCGCUGAGAUAUCAAGAAGUGGCAACGUUGUCAUCACGAAAGGUCAAGGCUGGGGCGGAGGCGAAGUCAGCGUCCAGACAUGCUCAAGUCAACUCUUGUACGAGAUCCAAGGACCUUGGUACUUCAACAGCGACGUUACCGCCGUCCUCGACGAGAUGUGGUUCGAACAAGUGGGCACAGACAGAGUGGCGCUACGAGGCAUACAAGGCGACCUCCCACCUCCCACCACGAAAGUUGGCCUCACAGCAAAAGGGGGCUAUCAAGCAGAGGUCCACUGGCUCCUCGUCGGUCUCGAUAUCGCUGAGAAAGCGCGCAUGAUGGAACUGCAACUCCGCCACGCCCUCGCCCCGUACUCAUCCAAAUUUACCCUUCUCAACUUCAGCACCAACGGCACAGCAGCGGAGAAUCCAACAAACCAAGCUUCAGCCACAGUCGACUUCCGUGUCUUCGCCCAAGCGAAGGAAGAAGCUGAUCUCGCUCCAAACAAAUUCCUCCGCGUUUGCAUCGACUGCAUCAUGCAAGGAUACCCAGGCGCGACUUUCCAACUGGACAUUAGACAAGGUUUUCCGAAGCCAUGUUACGAAUAUUAUGUGACUUUGUUACCGCAGACUGAAGUCGAUCACAGGGUACAUGUAUGGGAUGGAUCGAGUUUGGAAAUUCCGCCUCCGGAGAACACGAAGGCGUAUCCCAAGAACCAGCCGGAUUCUCCUUCGACGCCCUUGGAAGAGCAAGUCAACCUCUCAUCAAACCCAUUCGGUCCCACAACACCCGGACCCCUCGGCUGGGUCGUUCACGCUCGCUCAGGAGACAAAGGCUCGAACGCUAAUGUCGGGUUUUGGGUGCGGUUCCGAGACGAAUAUGCUUGGUUGCGGAAUCUGCUUUCUACAGAAAAGGUCAAAGAACUGUUAGGAGAAGAAUAUGAUAGGAAGAAAUCUAUUGAGAGAUUUGAGUUGCCGAAUAUGCUGGCGGUACAUUUUGUGCUCAAGGAUCAUUUGGAUCGUGGGGUGAGUUGUUCGAGUAGUUAUGAUGUUUUGGGGAAGAAUGUUGCGGAAUUUUUGAGGGCGAGGUGGGUGGAUUUGCCGAAUAAGUUUUUGGGGAGGGGGAAGUUGUAA